Molecule: messenger RNA, 861 nt
Organism: Cajanus cajan (pigeon pea)
Lineage: Eukaryota; Viridiplantae; Streptophyta; Magnoliopsida; Fabales; Fabaceae
Source: RefSeq, a predicted model, not a curated record
AUGUUGGUUGGAGAGGCUGAGCAUUGGUGGAGGGGUACUCAACAUAUGUUGACCGCUAGAGGAGUGGUUGUUGAUUGGGAGUGCUUCAGGAGGGUGUUCCUGGAAAAGUACUUUCCGGAGAGCGUGAGGCACGCCAAGGAGGCGGAGUUCAUGCGGUUGCACCAAAGUGGGAUGACAGUCUCUGAAUACGCGAUGAGAUUCGAGCACCUGGCUCGUUUCUAUUCGCAAGCUAUAUUUGAGGCCUGGAAAUGUAGGAAAUUUGCUAAGGGUCUAAAACAUGAGUUGAUGAGGGUGGUGGUUCCUAUGGCCAUCACUGAGUUUCCAGCCUUAGUGAAGAAGGCGAAGGUUGUUGAGAGGUUAGAAGGUGGCAACCGUGUGACUAGAGCUGCUAAGGGACCAGCUGGGUAUUGUCCUUACAAGGAGAGCCGGUGUUUCAGGUGCCAUCAGAUGGGUCAUGAGUCGUUCAAUUGUCCUACCCGAAAUGGACCAGAGAGGGGCGAUGCUCAUAGGAGUGGUGCUCAGAGAGGUGAUGCCCAGAGGGGUGACAGACCCACUACAACUGGUAGGGUGUUCGCCUUGACGGGUGCCGAGGCUUCGACUUCUUCUGAUCUUGUGAAGGCGAAGGGCAAAGCUGCUAGUAAGGAUGUGAUGUUUUUAUUUGAUUCUAGAGCUUCUCACUCUUUUAUCUCUUAUGCUUGUGCUACUAUGCCGGGUGUGCCGGUGCGUGAUUUGGGGUUGAGACUGCUAGUGUCGAUGCCCGCUUCAGCUUCGGUAGUUGCUUGGGAGUUGUGUGCUGGCUGUUUUAUUAUUGUGAAUGGAAAGAGGUAUAAGGCGGUUGAUUUUUCCUCAAGUGGAGGAUGA